UACCCGGUACCCCCCGCAUCGCACAGCGCAACAUGUAAACAAACCAAGAUGGCAGCGCGGUGUGGAAAGGAAUAUUUGUUUCUUGUCGUAAAAGUGGCGGUGUUUUUGCCACUUUCACUUGCUCAGGUAACAACAGAUUCGGCGUUUAAUGCGAGCACGCAGAUAUUAACUGACUCCCCUGGAACAAGUACGGAUGGUUUAACAUCACCAGGGGUUGUGGUUACCACAGAAAGUGGCGGCGAUGCGGUCACCACUGCCGCUGGUACAGCUGCAGCGCCGCCCGGCCCCGGCGAAGGAGCCACUGACAUCCCGGUCAAUACAGAUAUUGGAAGCUGUAUCUGUGACUUAACAGAAAAUGCAUGUGAUGUCAAUUGUUGCUGUGAUGAGGACUGUACUGCUGAAGAUCGUUCCUCAUUUACUGUAUGCUCUGAUACUUCAAAAGUCGUUGAUGAGCAAGUUUGCUUCCGGUCUACAGUCAUAUACACAGAAAAUGCUCCUGAGACAGUAAACACAUCAAGCUCAAGUUUCUUUUGUAUUGUGAUUGACAACAAUGAAGGGCGGAACUACUACACAGUACCAGACCCUGUGGAAACUGUCGAAGAGUUUGUGAAUUUAGCGAAUAUGUACGGCUCCUCGUCAUUUGCUAUACCAGAUGACACUAAUGCAACUUAUGGAGAUUUUUAUAAGGUUGGUGAUUCAAUGUACACACUGUACCAGAGUCUGGCCCUGGGCACUUUGGGAUUGCCUAGGACUAGUUACAGCAGCCUUUGUGAUGAUAGCAAUCCCGCGUCAUUCCUUUUGGAUCAGCAGACCAGCUGUGAUAGACAGCUGGCAGAUUUGGAGACAGAGUGUGAAACGACUCCAUACCUUUCAGCUUUGACUUUCUUUGAUGGUUUCAAACUUGCACCGACACCCAGGUACCUGAUAGAUGCACUACCAGCUUUGAAUGACACAGGUGAAUACUACAGCUUCUAUGCCAAUCAGUCACUGAUUGAGUUUGCCGUGCAGGAACCAGUAUUGUGUCAGGAUGAGACAGGGCAGCAGACUAGCUGUGGGUUGGAUCCCGGUGUGGUACCAGCUCCAUCUUAUGAUACUCAAUGUGGUAAUGUGCUGCUGCAGGUAGCCUACACAAUAACACACAACAGCUCUGGAGCAAUUGAAGCCGUGAAUGUUCAACUGGUACUCGGUAACAUCACAUCGACUACCGGUUACCUGAGGUUUGGACAGAAAUAUACAGUUGCAUUCUUUAAGGCGGAUGAAGUGGACACAUUUUCUCGGAGUGGCAACCCGGGCUACAUACCUGGGAUGCCUAUACUAGCUGGCAAUUUAGUUUCUCAACUUGUGGAUGGUGAAACAAGGUUCUCCAUUGAGUUGAGCAGUGAUCGUAAUAACUGGUUGACGGUUGUUAAGAGUACAGCCGACGGGACGUGUGAAACCAACCCAGAUAGCAGGAUACCAGUUAACUUUGGUGAGGAUCUCAGGACUGGCUGCAUGGUCAGUGUAACUUUCAGUGACACAGCAGACAGGUGUCAAAUCAUCCAAGACGCUGCCCUCAACGCCCUUAACGGUGUGACGCGAGAGUACGUGGCUACGUUUGGCAAUUCUGACGUUGAGAAUGUGGGAGACUGGGUGCCAAUCCUUUAUGAGCAGAUUACUGGCUCUCCUUCGAGUUCUGUUGAAGGAACCUGCAACAACAUGGUGGUGGCGCUUCAUAUUGAGGUCAUCUAUGCCAAUGUUGGGUCGUUAGUCAACCCACAAGCUAAGAUACUUGGCGUUAGAUACAACUAUGCAGAGGGCAAAACACUCAGUUACACGUGUGCUGGUGCCUACUGUCAGACCGGUUCCGGUUCCGUCCUUCAGAACUUUGAGAUCACUUCUUCCGUUGCAUUCAUAGAUGCAUCAACGCUGCCGACGCCCAUCCUGGCAGAAGACCCAGGAUUUGAAGACAAGCUUCCCAAUGAUUUCUUCUAUCCUUUUACAAUAGGCAGGAGUUCUGUAUUGGAACUUGACAUCAGGUUGCUAUGGGCUGGGGUGCUAGGAUAUUUAGUACUUAAAACAGAAGUUGCGUGAAUGUAUCACAGGUGAGGACUGACAUCCUGGAGUUUCUUAUUGUGCCUUGUCCAGUUCUCAGACUUAUUUACUUAAAUGGCCCAUGCAAUUGGAUUUUUAUACGGCAAUUCUUGGAAAUGCAUAUUUUGUCCCAUUUAAGCUUAUUUUUUUAUUUUUUUUUAUUUUGCCAUUUUCAAGUGUAUUUUGGUGCCUUUUUAGUUGUAAUGCUAAUGCAAAUUUCCAUAUUCAUGAGCAAAAAGUGUAAGGACAAUACAGGCCGAAACAUCAAUGUAACAGCUAUUUCAUCCUAAAAAGUUGCCAGAAUUAAGGAUAUUUUGCUGUUAUAAAUUUUCUUUUCUUUGAUGAUUCAGUGUCAGUACAUGGCAGUAAGCCAGUGAGCAAAAUUUUCUCACAAAUGUCUUCAACGAACACAUUUUUUGGGCUCACAAUUUGAACAGAAAGCCCCUCAACUGAACAGUGUCUCCCUGAAACCACAGCAAGAGCGCCCUCAGUUGUCUGGAAAAUCAUAAACAAUUUUAAACGUUUAAAGAAGUGCACUUUUCAAUUAAAUUGACCAAAAAGGAAUGUCAAGUAGUUUUUGUACAUUUUAAGAGGAGUAGAAACUUGUACAAAAAAAAGGUGCUCCUAAGAAAAUUUCAUCUCCUGGACCCUUUAAGUGCCAGUGGUUCUAGAGUGUGAACUGCCGUCUCGAACAUGUGGCAACCGGUGAAAAUGACCAUCCUAUUAAAAAGAUGCUUUCACCAAAUGCCGCACUAUAUUGCCCUACAUCCUCGGGUGUGGAAAUGCAUGUUACAAAAAUAGAACACAAUGGAAAAACAGGAAGAAAGUGUAUGAAUUUUUGCCCUUGCAUAGCAUUUAUUUAUUGCAAAACAAACGAAAAAAUUAAACAAGUUUGCAGCACAUUUAGCAGAUAUUUUAAGUUUGUAAUGCAGUUUCCUGUGCAAGGAGUUUUGUGAGGUUUGUGAAUUAGGAAUUGGUAUUGAAAAUACAAAUUAGUAAAUUAGAGAAUUUUUGGUUUGCAUUAAGCUUGACAUGUUUUAGUGCCGUUCCUCGUCAAUAAGACAUCAGAAAUGGAAAAAAAACUUAGUCAUAUUUAAAUAACUGAAAUAAUUGUACUUUAUUUAAUUGAUGUAAUGUGUAAUUUAGCAUUUGUAUAUAUAUGUGAAUAUUGAAAAUAAAAAGCGACAAAAGCUGA
Molecule: messenger RNA, 3265 nt
Organism: Patiria miniata (bat star)
Lineage: Eukaryota; Metazoa; Echinodermata; Asteroidea; Valvatida; Asterinidae
Product: tectonic-1-like
Exons: 12
Coding region: 49-2070 (673 amino acids)
Biological process (GO): cilium assembly
Source: RefSeq, a predicted model, not a curated record